AGGGCAUGUGUGUUCACUAUUUUCGAUUUCGCCUGCUAAUGGCACUGCGGCUGAUGAGGAGAAUGAGGGCAUUAGGGACGAUGCGGACUGUGAAGACUCUCCUGUGAGUUCCGGCUCCACUGGAGCUGAUGAGGACCGUGAAGACUCUCCUGUGAGUUCCGGCUCCACUGGAGCUGAUGAGGACCGUGAAGGCUCCAAUACAUCAAAGAACGAAGAUGACCAGGAAAAGGCUAAGGAAGAUGCUAGUAGGGAGGACUCUGUUGCUGAGGAGGAUGAGAAGGCUAAGGAAGGUGGUGACCAAGCAAAGAAGAAUAGGAAGAGGAAGCUGCAUGACGUUGGUAAGAGCACAACAGUAAAGACACCAAUCAAUAUGCGUGGCCGUAGGAGGAUGGUUCCGAAGAGUGCCGUUGCUUUUGUGGUAGAUAAGCCAUUGUCUUAUGAAGAGUCCCAGAAUCUCUGUCAACAUAUCCUUCAGAAACACAAUGAUGAAGUGGCGUUUACUGUGGGCGGGACUCAGAUGACGGGGGCUGAGCUGUUGAAGUGUAAAGAUGAUGCUGAGAGUUCCCUGAAUAUUGUCGAUCCUUUCAUCGAAUACCUCAAGUGUGAUGAUAAGAAGAACGGCAUCAAGAGAAUCAUUCUCCAACGACAACAUCAGGUAUUGGAAGAAGAACUUGUGCAAGUCAUUACGAAAGAGAUCGGGAGCAGCGAAAAAAAAGGAGCGAACAUAGAACAGAGAUUCCUAUUUUGUCCUAUGACUCGAGAACAAGAAUGCAUUGUGCUUUGUGUCGACACCUCGAUAAAUAACCAGGUCAUUGCCUUUCUUUCCAAUGACACGGGAAUAAGCGGAGGUCAGGUUGAAACCAUCGGUAAAUCAUUCCAGGAGAAGGUAGAGAAAGCCUGUCAGACUUGUGGCUACGUCUCGCCUUUUCCCAACAGCUCCAGUGUGAGGAUUUCAAGUGUUUCUCUCGAAGCUCGUCACUCAGAUAGUUCAUUUGCAUCUAUGCUUUGCAUUGAGGAGUACGAUGGAAAAAAGAUGCCCACAAACUUCAAAAACCCGGAUAAGGCUGAGGAAGAGAAGGUAUGGUUCCUGGGGAACCUUCUUAUGCACGAGAAGAAUACUGCACUGCCUGAAGAGAUUAGGGAAAUGGUGCGAAACGGUGUGUUCAAAAAGCAAAAAAGGCGCUGACUGUAGGUGCUGCUGUUAUAGGCAGCACUGUAUUCUCCUUCUUCUUCGCGAAUGAGAGGAAAAAACAGCUGCAAAAACAAACAUGUGUUAGAAUGUUGCAUUAUCAUUGAGUGUCAUUCAAAUACUGGACCACUUACGAAUUUCUGAGAUACUGAUCUUUCAUUUA
Messenger RNA from Hordeum vulgare subsp. vulgare (domesticated barley), 1352 nucleotides. RefSeq lists its product as uncharacterized. The record is from RefSeq and is a predicted model, not a curated record. NCBI's taxonomy places the organism in Eukaryota, Viridiplantae, Streptophyta, Magnoliopsida, Poales, Poaceae. The transcript has 5 exons. The coding region runs from base 371 to 1186 and encodes 271 amino acids.